AUGUUAAUUAAUCGCUGUUAUUAUCCUGAAACUCGUAAAGCAAUCGAUCAUUACAGUUACGCUCUGAAUGAAGAAAUAGGAAGAGGGUUUAGUAGCAAAGUUUAUAGAGGAAGAGAUGAAAACAAUUAAAUGACUGUGGCUGUUAAAGUAAUUGACAUGAAGAUGGUUAAACAGAGUAUUCAUGCCACUUUACUAAAGAAUGAAAUAAAUGCUUUGAAAUCAUUUAACUCAAAGAACAUACUAAAAUUGUAUGAUGUUUUCUAAACACAGAAUAAUACAUACAUCAUAACAGAGUAUUGCGAUUCUGGAGAUCUGAGUGGUGUGAUAAAAAAGAGAGGAAGAAUAGACGAGACUGAAGCAUUGCGAAUCAUGAAUGAAAUAAUCACAGGACUACUGGAGAUUAAUCAAAAAGGUUACAUCCAUAGAGACAUUAAGCCAGCAAACAUUCUCAUAGAGAAGCAGACUCCAAAAAUAGCAGAUUUUGGUUUUGCUGUCCAAAAUAAACAGCAUGGAAGUCAAACAACAAGGCAGACAUUACAAUCCUUGAGACAAUAGGGCCACACCGAAAAAGGAGAUGUAUGGGCCAUGGGUGUAAUGUUCUUUGAAAUGCUAUUCGGACAAACGCCAUUUACAGCCCAGACUGAAUAGGGAUUGCUAACAGCUAUUUUGCAUCACCAUCUAGUCAUUCCUUCACAUCCCUCAAUAUCAGAUGCUUCCAAAGAUUUCAUCCGUAGAUGUCUUUGCAUCGAUGAGAAUCAGAGAAUGAGAGUCAAGGAUAUGGCCACUCACGCAAUCUAUUCACAAUACUCCCAACCAAUUUAUAAACCCAUACCCUUAUAAACCCAACAAUCAUCCAACGUUCCCACACCUGCAACCAGAACUCCUAUUAUCAACAAGGACAGAUCUCAAAGUCAGGGAAUUAGAGACUUCUAAUCUAGACCCAAGUGCCAAACUCAAAUUCAUAAUGAUAGCAAAGUAAGUAAGAGAUGUCCUUCCGAAAUGUAUCAUCUCCCUCAUCCACCUACCACUGUUAUUGAACCUCCUAUUUCUGAUCCCAUGAGAUCCAAAAGUCAAAAGCAAAUCACAGAAUCAAGAAAAACCAUUACUCAAGAAAAUUAGUUAGAAAAAAGGAGUUUUAAAAAAAAUAAUACUGUACUUUAAGAACGAUCUAUUAAUGUAUAAACUCAGCCAUCCUAAAAUACUACUCCGGUUUAGUCACCCAUAAAGUUCAAGUCAAAUAAUGACAUCCUAUUUGCCUAAAUUAACUAUUGUAGAUUUCUGUACAAAUUCUCAUAGCAAAUCAUUAAUUCAAGGUCAUUGACUCUAUCCAAUGGCUUAAAAGAGAAGUUGUUAUUCUUGAUGGCUAAGAACAUUGCCAUGAAGAUUUCUAAACUUCACACAAUCAUCGAUAAAGAGAAUUCUAAAGAUAACACUUUCUAACUAGAAGAUUUCGAUGUGUACAGAAAGGCUGAAUCAUUCCAGAAGUUUAGUUAAGCUAUUGCAGAAUAUAACGAAAACUAUAAGAGAUACUUUGAGAAGACUUACUAAAUGAUAGUUAAUAAAAAUCUCCCUCAAGAUAAGAAAUUUGAGGCCCUGUUUGAUAAAGACUUAAGUGAAUUUGAAAGUUUCUAUUUCAUCACUCAAUCCUACUUAAGGCAAGCCUUGCAAGAAAUGAAAAGUGAAUUGCCAACCUCUAGUUCUGAUUUAGAUGCUUUCUUGCCUGAAGAAUAUAAUUUUAGUUAUUUUGUGGGUCAGCAAUUGUGCAAUUAUUUGCUUAUCUGUCAUUGUACUCUCUAAAAUAUGAAUGAUUAUAAGAAAUUCUCAAAGAUGCUAAAAAUUGAUUAGAUGGUUGAUUAGAAACAAAAUAGAUGCACAUACAGACAAGUUGAAGAACUGAGGAGUAAAAUGUAAGAGUUGGUUUCUAAGUGA
Molecule: messenger RNA, 1929 nt
Organism: Paramecium tetraurelia
Lineage: Eukaryota; Ciliophora; Oligohymenophorea; Peniculida; Parameciidae
Exons: 7
Biological process (GO): autophagosome organization; protein autophosphorylation; peptidyl-serine phosphorylation
Cellular component (GO): cytoplasm; autophagosome
Molecular function (GO): protein serine/threonine kinase activity; ATP binding
Source: RefSeq, a predicted model, not a curated record